UGUCUGGGGACAAGCGGCCCGGAGGAGAAGGUGUAUAUAAGGACCCCGGUGGUCGCCGGCCUGUCACCCCUCUCUCAGCUGGAACCAGCAGCGGUCAAAGUUCCCCUCACCGACAGCCGGAGACAAGCACAGAAUCUGCAGACAUGUGUGACGACGAUGAGACCACCGCCCUCGUGUGUGACAACGGCUCCGGCCUGGUGAAGGCUGGCUUCGCCGGAGACGACGCCCCCAGGGCCGUGUUCCCCUCCAUCGUCGGCCGCCCCCGCCACCAGGGUGUGAUGGUCGGUAUGGGUCAGAAGGACUCCUACGUGGGUGACGAGGCCCAGAGCAAGAGGGGCAUCCUGACCCUGAAGUACCCCAUCGAGCACGGCAUCAUCACCAACUGGGACGACAUGGAGAAGAUCUGGCACCACACCUUCUACAACGAGCUGCGCGUGGCCCCCGAGGAGCACCCCACCCUGCUGACGGAGGCCCCCCUCAACCCCAAGGCCAACAGGGAGAAGAUGACCCAGAUCAUGUUCGAGACCUUCAACGUCCCCGCCAUGUACGUGGCCAUCCAGGCCGUGCUGUCCCUCUACGCCUCCGGUCGUACCACCGGCAUCGUCCUGGACUCUGGCGACGGUGUGACCCACAACGUGCCCAUCUAUGAGGGCUACGCCCUGCCUCACGCCAUCAUGCGUCUGGACCUGGCCGGUCGCGAUCUGACCGACUACCUCAUGAAGAUCCUGACCGAGCGCGGCUACUCCUUCGUCACAACCGCCGAGCGCGAGAUUGUCCGUGACAUCAAGGAGAAGCUUUGCUACGUGGCUCUGGACUUCGAGAACGAGAUGGCCACCGCCGCCUCCUCCUCCUCCCUGGAGAAGAGCUACGAGCUGCCCGACGGUCAGGUCAUCACCAUCGGCAACGAGCGUUUCCGCUGCCCCGAGACCCUGUUCCAGCCCUCCUUCAUCGGUAUGGAGUCCGCUGGUAUCCAUGAGACCGCCUACAACAGCAUCAUGAAGUGCGACAUCGACAUCCGUAAGGACCUCUACGCCAACAACGUGCUGUCCGGCGGCACCACCAUGUACCCGGGUAUCGCUGACCGCAUGCAGAAGGAGAUCACAGCUCUGGCUCCCAGCACCAUGAAGAUCAAGAUCAUCGCCCCUCCUGAGCGUAAAUACUCGGUCUGGAUCGGCGGCUCCAUCCUGGCCUCCCUCUCCACCUUCCAGCAGAUGUGGAUCAGCAAGCAGGAGUACGACGAGGCCGGCCCCAGCAUCGUCCACCGCAAGUGCUUCUAAACGCCUCCUCGGGGUUCGGGGUCCAGACGGACGAGACGCCAAACGCAGCACUGUCGCCCCUGGAAAACUCUGAGACAACGUCCUCUCCCGACACCAGGAGGACACGGGGACAGUUCGGCGUCUCACCUGUACAUAUGCUAUUUAUUCCUUCUUUUAUGUAUGUGAUGUGUUGAAUGCGAAUGAUGUCCGACGUGUGUAUGUGAAAGCAAAGUGAGUGUUGGGCUUCGAGGUAGGACAAACUCCUCCGACUCGGACCAAGUGUGAGGGGAAAAAAACCAAAAACAAAAAAAAGAGAGAUAAAGAAACGAGACAACAAAGCAAAUAAAAGCCAUAUAUUUUCACGUACAA
Xiphias gladius (swordfish) is the source of this 1625-nucleotide messenger RNA. It is a transcript of the gene acta1a, whose product is annotated as actin alpha 1, skeletal muscle a. The transcript has 7 exons. NCBI's taxonomy places the organism in Eukaryota, Metazoa, Chordata, Actinopteri, Istiophoriformes, Xiphiidae. The coding region runs from base 144 to 1277 and encodes 377 amino acids. The record is from RefSeq and is a predicted model, not a curated record.